ACAUGAAAACUUGCAGUUUUUCUAUCAUCACUUUUUUUUUGUUUUCGCCUUCUCUGUUUGGUUCUUAAUACUCUUACAGUGUGACAUUCAAAGGGUAACCCACAAAGAUUCUCACUGGCUCUCAGUCAACUAUGCUCAAAACCAUAUCCAGCACUCCUUAGUAGCAGUGCAUGAGCUUAGGAAACUAAUUGACUCUGCUUCCAUUCCAAGUCUUUGUCUUCCUUCUUCUUCAUCUCUCUCGUCAUUGUUUUGCAGUGAAAGGUUUCUAAUUUAUUUUCAUUCGGCUGAUUCCCUUCACUACACGGUUGUCUCUUCUCACUCAAUAGCAUUUGCAUUUUGAAUGAUUGGUGCUUGAAGCAGAUUUACUAAAGUUCCAUGACUGUUCAGUGAGCUGGAAAAGUUGUUGGCUUUCUACAAAAAAGGUUGUAGCUUUGUGAGGAUGAUGAAUCUCUCGAGGCUUCUGUUACUAUCCAUGUUUGUCCUGUCCGCAAUGGGGCAGCUUCCUUCACAGGACAUCAUGGCACUGCUUGAAUUCAAGAAAGGCAUCAAGCAUGACCCAACCGGCUUUGUCCUCAACUCCUGGAACGGUGAGUCCAUCGACUUCAACGGCUGUCCUUCUUCUUGGAACGGUAUUGCCUGCAACGGUGCCAACGUGGCUGCUGUUGUUUUGGAUAAUUUGAGCUUGUCUGCAGAUGCUGAUCUCAGUGUGUUCUCCAACUUGACAAUGCUUGUCAAACUCUCCAUGGCUAACAACUCAAUCUCCGGUGUCUUACCGAGUAAUCUAGGCAGUUUCAAAAGCCUCCAGUUCCUGGAUUUGUCUGAUAACCUCUUGUCUUCCUCGCUGCCUAAAGAGUUUGGUAGAUCAGUGAGCUUGAAGAAUCUCUCUUUAGCUGGUAACAACUUCUCUGGUGAGGUUCCUGAGUCUCUGGGAGGUUUGGUAUCGCUUCAGUCUUUGGAUAUGAGUCGCAACUCCUUCUCUGGACCUUUGCCAAAGUCCUUGACAACGCUGAACGAUCUGCUCUACUUGAACCUCUCUUCUAAUGGAUUCACAGGGAAAAUCCCAAGGGGCUUUGAUCUAGUUCCGAGUCUUCAGGUUCUUGAUUUGCAUGGUAACUCAUUUGAUGGUAAUCUUGACGGCGAGUUCUUCCUUUCAACGAAUGCGAGCUAUGUUGAUCUCAGUGGAAACAGACUGGUGACAGCGUCUGGGAAGCUGUUACCUGGUGUUUCUGAGAGCAUCAAGCACUUGAACCUCAGUCACAAUCUUCUUGAAGGUUCGCUGACUAGUGGGUUUCAGUUGUUUCAGAACUUAAAAGUCUUGGAUCUUAGCUACAACCAGUUGUCAGGAGAGUUACCAGGUUUUAAUUAUGUCUAUGAUCUUCAAGUACUCAAGCUUAGCAACAACAGAUUCUCAGGCUCCCUUCCUAAUAAUUUGUUGAAAGGAGACUCCUUGGAUUUAACAACACUGGAUUUAAGUGGGAACAAUCUCUCAGGGCCAAUAAGUGCUAUCAUGUCAACAACUCUUCACACCCUUGACCUUUCGUCAAACUCACUGACCGGGGAGCUUCCUCUCUUGACCGGGAGAUGCGUCUUACUCGAUCUCUCAAACAACCAGUUUGAAGGAAACCUGACAAGAUGGUCAAAAUGGGAGAACGUUGAGUACCUUGACCUCAGCCAGAACCGUUUCACUGGUUCCUUCCCAGACGUAGCUCCUCAGCUUCUUCGAGCAAAUCAUCUUAACCUUUCCCACAACAAGCUCACAGGCUCACUACCAGAACGGAUUCCUAACCAUUAUCCCAAACUCGGUGUUCUAGAUAUAAGUUCCAACAGCUUGGAUGGGCCACUCCCGAGUACGUUACUGUCCAUGCCCACUUUGGAGGAGGUCCAUCUUCAGAACAAUGGCAUGAGUGGUAACAUCGGACCUUUGCCUUCUUCUUCUGGUUCCAGAAUCCGUCUCCUUGAUCUUUCUCACAACCGGUUUGAUGGUGAUCUACCUUCUGCAUUCGGAUCUUUGAACAAACUUCAAGUGCUGAAUCUCGCAGCGAAUAACUUGUCUGGAUCUUUGCCUAGCUCCAUGAAUGAAAUGGUCUCUCUAAGCUCAUUAGACCUAUCACAGAAUCAUUUCACUGGACCACUCCCAAGCAACUUAUCCAGCAGCCUUGUGGCUUUGAAUGUGUCUUACAAUGAUCUGUCAGGGACAGUGCCGGAGAAUCUGAAGAACUUCCCUCCGCCUUCCUUUUAUCCUGGGAACAGCAAGCUAAUCUUGCCUGCUGGAUCAACAAGUGCAUCAGAAGUUUCCAAGGGGAAACCAAUGAACUUACUAAUCAAGAUUGUCAUAAUAGUUUCCUGCGCCAUUGCUCUUAUUAUUCUCAUCCUUGUGGCUAUCCUUCUGUUUUGCAUCUGCAAAUCAAGAAGACGCGAAGAGCAUAGCAUCACUGGUAAAGAUAUUAACAGGCGGGAUCAAACAAUCCCUUCGGGCAGUGGAGUUGUCUCUGCUGAGGAACUAGUUGCUUCGAGAAAAGGCUCUUCAUCAGGAAUCCUCAGUCCAGAUGAGAAGCUAGCUGUUGCGACUGGCUUCUCUCCUUCAAAGACAAGUAACUUAUCUUGGUCACCUGGCUCAGGAGACUCACUCCCAGCUGAUCAGCAACUAGCACGGCUUGAUGUUAGGUCACCAGAUAGACUCGUGGGAGAGCUGCAGUUUCUGGAUGAGUCGAUCAAACUGACUCCAGAGGAAUUGUCGAGAGCACCGGCUGAAGUUCUUGGAAGAAGUAGCCACGGGACUUCUUACAGGGCAACGCUUGAUAAUGGAGUGUUUUUAACCGUGAAAUGGCUAAGAGAAGGCGUGGCAAAGCAGAGAAAAGAGUUUGCUAAAGAAGUGAAGAAGUUUGCUAACAUUAGGCAUCCUAAUGUGGUUACUCUAAGAGGAUACUACUGGGGACCCACGCAACAUGAGAAGCUUAUUCUUUCAGAUUAUAUAUCACCUGGAAGCGUCGCUAGCUUCCUUUACGAUCGACCAGGCAGGAAAGGCCCUCCUUUAGCAUGGAUCCAACGUUUGAAAAUUGCGGUUGAUGUAGCACGUGGUCUAAACUAUCUCCAUUUCGACAGAGCUGUUCCACACGGUAACCUCAAGGCAACAAACAUUCUCUUAGAAGGAGAAGAGCUAAACGCACGCGUUUCAGAUUACUGCCUCCACCGUCUCAUGACACAAGCAGGCACAGUUGAACAGAUCCUAGACGCAGGCAUCCUCGGUUACCGAGCUCCUGAGCUGGCAGCUUCAAGGAAACCGCUGCCUUCUUUCAAAGCAGAUGUAUAUGCAUUUGGUGUGAUACUUCUUGAGAUCCUAACGGGAAGAUGUGCAGGAGAUGUGAUCACAGGUGAACAAGAAGGUGUUGAUUUAACUGAUUGGGUUAGGUUACGUGUUGCUGAAGGGCGUGGUGCGGAAUGCUUUGACUCGGUGUUGGCACAGGAGAUGGGAAGUGAUCCUGUUACGGAGAAAGGGACUAAAGAAGUUCUUGGGGUUGCUUUGAGGUGUAUAAGACCUGUUUCUGAGAGACCUGGUAUUAAGACCAUUUAUGAAGACCUGUCUUCAAUUUAGGAACAAUGUUCUUCUCUCUCUUGUUCUGUUUUUGUUUUUUUAGGUUCAGGUCUCAUUGGAGUUGCAUGCUUUUGUUUCUGGAGAAGCAUGUUCUUGAUUUAAGGUUGUAUUGUGUUGUGUCUUCUUCUGUUGUUUUCUUUUGUAACAUUUUUCUCUGUAAAAAGACGAAAUACGCUCAUGUCUCAUGAGUGAAUGAAAGUUUAUGGAAGUUGUUAAAUCAUGUC
Brassica rapa (field mustard) is the source of this 3816-nucleotide messenger RNA. RefSeq names its product LRR receptor-like serine/threonine-protein kinase GHR1. The record is from RefSeq and is a predicted model, not a curated record. Gene Ontology annotation, molecular function: protein binding; ATP binding; protein kinase activity. NCBI's taxonomy places the organism in Eukaryota, Viridiplantae, Streptophyta, Magnoliopsida, Brassicales, Brassicaceae. Gene Ontology annotation, biological process: protein phosphorylation.